Choloepus didactylus (southern two-toed sloth) is the source of this 10939-nucleotide messenger RNA. It is a transcript of the gene SRI, whose product is annotated as sorcin. The transcript is spliced from 8 exons. Gene Ontology annotation, molecular function: calcium ion binding. The record is from RefSeq and is a predicted model, not a curated record. The coding region runs from base 43 to 639 and encodes 198 amino acids. Lineage: Eukaryota; Metazoa; Chordata; Mammalia; Pilosa; Megalonychidae.
GCGGGGCGGGCGGGCGCGCAGAGAGGCGGCGCAGUCCGCACGAUGGCGUACCCCGGGCACCCUGGCGCCGGCGGCGGGUACUACCCGGGCGGGUAUGGAGGAGCUCCCGGAGGACCUGCGUUUCCCGGACAAACUCAGGAUCCGCUGUAUGGUUACUUUGCUGCUGUAGCUGGACAGGAUGGGCAGAUAGAUGCUGAUGAAUUGCAGAGAUGUCUGACACAGUCGGGCAUUGCUGGAGGAUACAAACCUUUUAACCUGGAGACUUGUCGGCUUAUGGUUUCAAUGCUGGAUAGAGACAUGUCAGGAACAAUGGGUUUCAAUGAAUUUAAAGAACUCUGGGCUGUACUGAAUGGCUGGAGACAACACUUCAUCAGUUUUGACAGUGACAGAAGUGGAACAGUGGAUCCUCAAGAAUUGCAGAAGGCCCUGACAACAAUGGGAUUUAGGUUGAGUCCCCAGGCUGUGAAUUCAAUUGCUAAGCGGUACAGUACCAAUGGAAAGAUCACCUUCGAUGAUUACAUCGCCUGCUGCGUCAAACUGAGGGCGCUCACAGACAGCUUUCGAAGACGGGAUACUGCUCAGCAAGGUGUUGUGAAUUUCCCAUAUGAUGAUUUCAUUCAGUGUGUCAUGAGUGUUUAAAUCGACAGGAAACUGUAUGAACAUAUUUGACAUUCCGUCUUUGGGUUCUCCUUUGCUCCUCCUCGUUGCCUUCAGUAAUGUGUGUAAGCUUACAUUGCCACUUUUCCUUACCUGCUUGUUGUAAAGGUUUAUUACUUUAGGUGCAACUGGAGUUUUGUUUUUAGUUUUGAUAAUAAAUUCUUUGGACUUUUAAUAAUGUAAGAUGGGGUCUGUUACGCCAUUUAAAAUUUACGCGAGCUAUUGUUAAUCAUAUCUUAUUUUCUGCCUAAACCACUUGUGUGUAAAUUUAAGUAUGCAAAAUGUUUAAGGCGCAUUAUAUAUUUUUCACUAUAAAGAUACUAAAAACUUUUAAUCAGAGCUCAGCUGUUCUCUUUCCUCUCCCAGAGGGGCUUUUAUAAGUGGUAUUGAAAGUUUUAAGUCUGGAAUAUUCUUAAGUAAAUGAUUUAGACCCACUUGGGUGCAAAAAGAAUGUGGUGUAAUCCAUGUCAGUGUUCACCUUAGUGGAAAGUUAGCACAGGCUUUAAGGCUGACAGAUAUUUUGAUGGCCCUAUGAAUGGACAGAGAACUUGAGUGAUUAUUUUUUGCCUCUUUAAACCCUAUUGAAUAAUUUGAGUGGCAAAUACUAUUACCAAGUCUUCUUUGUCAUUGUCCAUGUAGACCUUUGUUAACUACAUAAACUUCUCUGUUGAUUAUGAGCUUACCUGUGUAAAAAAAAAUGAUAGACUAAAAGAAUAUACAAAAAUAUUAGCUUAUUGUUAUUUUAGCUAAUAGGAUUCUAGGUGACUUUAAUUUCCUUUAAAUAUUUCAGAAUUUUCCAAGUUUUCUAUAAUGUGUAUACUUUCCCUUUAAAAUCAGAUAAUGAUUUUUAAAAUAUCAAUACAUCCAUUUUGUAUAUGCUGGGUGCUCACAUUUAACAAUAAAAAAUGUACACAGUGAAAAGACUGGAAAGAGUAUACUGAAUUGUUGAUGUGGUUACUGCUGGGAGUCAGGAUCAUGAGUUCAUUUUUUUCCUUCCUACUACUUUUCCAAAUUUUUCCUAAUGGAAGUUAUUACUUUUAUAAUGGAACAAGAAAUCAAAAAAAAAAAAAAAAUUGAACCAUGGUUUUGAAGAUUUGGAUCUAACCCUGGCCAUGCCUCUUACUAAAUGUGUGGUCUUGGUCAUUUAAAUAAUCUCAGAGCUUUGGUUUCCUAAUCUCUGAAAAGGAGAUGAUAAUACUUACCUCAUGGGGUGGUUCUGAAUAUUAAAUAGUGUGUUGGUAUAUUGAGCACCAACAGUGUCCCUGUUUCUUAAGUUUACAAAUGGUCUGGUUUGCUCUCUUUUCCAAGAAAGUGUAACAGAUAAAAAGGAAUUUAGUCUAUUUUCUCCUUGCCAAGAGAACAUGUUUUAUUUUGGGGUGCAGUGUCAGAGUCCUCAAUCAAAUAAUCAACUAGUUUUCAGCCAGUGAAAAUAAAACAUUUUGAAAGCAUCUUUAGCUUCAUUUCACUAAUAUAAGUAUACCUUCAAAUAUUGCUAAAAUGUUUUUAUCCAUUUAAUAAAUAUUUAUUCAACCAUAAUUUAUGUGUUGAUGUAAAGUAGUUGUGCCCUGUCUACAUAUCAGGAUGGGUGGCAGCCUGCUGUGUAUCACAUGUUAAGUCUAGGUUUCAUCCCAUCCAUUGACUGGUGUGUGAGGUCACAAGAUGUAACUUGGGCCUGGGCUGUCCAGAAAAGGGCCAUAAAGGAAUCAGAGGAUGCAAGGUAGAGGACUCGUCUUCAGUGCCCAAAGACAUCUGCCCGUUUGGUUGAAACUCACCAAGACCCUCUGAGGAAACCACAGGUUAAGGAAAUGGUACUUUUCUGGAGUGAGUAUAAAUAUGGGAUGACUCAAACAUGGUAAGGAAGAAGACCCUUGCUGAUCCAAAUUUAUAGGCCGUAUUUGAACCAUCCUACUGCUUUGAUAAUUCCCAAGAUGUGAUGCAUUAAUCGUGGUUCUGCAUUUGCUUUUGUGUAAGUGCUAACGUAUUGUACAACCGUGUCUCUGGAAACAUUCAGUUAAUUCAAUUUUAAUUAUUGAUACAUCACAGCAAGUCUCCUUAUCUUCUCGACUUCUGCCUUCACCGUUUCUUUCCGAAUGCCUAGAGCCUAGUCUUCAGUACAUCCCUACAGUUAGGAAGUUUCCUUCCCCUUGACAUAUUUGACGUAUCCAUCACCUUUCUUUAAUUACAGCCAAAGUCUUCAUUACAAGUGAAUCUUGUGUUGCCUUAUUUCUAUUUUAUGUUGGGUUCUGUAUUUCAUUCAUUGUAUACUUCCAGUGUGGCUUCACCCACAUCUUUAAAUCCAUUUCUUAGUUCUUAAAGCAUUUAGGUGGAGCAUAGUAAAGCUGUGAGAUCACACUUUAAUAUUGCAGUUAUUUGGAGAAUUGAUUAAGUUCCUCAAGCUGCCCCGACUCAGAACUUAAUUUUAUUUUGGAAAUGUGUGCCUUAAUUUUGUGCUUCAAGAGAUUCAUGACUUACAGAAUAUUUAUAACACAAUUCAUGCACAUCCAUAGGAAUAUGGCCGCAGGAGGCCUGGUGCUUCUUAGGGGCAAUUGGCAUAGAUUCGCACCACGGCAGUCAUAUUUGAUUAAUCAAAGCUCCAGCUCCUAUUGAGCAGAAGUGGAAUAUAGGGUUCACUUCAGCCUGAUGUUCCAGGUGGUAGCACCAGUCUGUGAGAUGGAUGUGAACUAGAACUUCUGCUGUCUCUGAGCUAGGCUUUGCUUUUGCUUAACUGUGUUUGUUACUGUUUCAGUGCUCAUCAUAAUGAAUUAGUAUAUGCCUAAAAUACAAGCACAAGAAAUGGAGGCAUAUGUAACCACUAUAAUUUUUUUUAAUCUCAUACAUGUACAUUUACUCAUGACUUCUAUUUCCCUCACAUUAAAACAGAACCUUGACUACUAUAGCUAUACUUUUUCUUUUGCAGAAUAUAAGCUAAAGGCAAAGAAAUUUACAAGUUCUGGGUAAAAUGGCUGCUUGAGAGGAGAUGAAAAGGCCAGGGUAGAACCAAUUUUAGGCAAUUAACCCAUGAACCUAAACUGAACCCAUCCAAGGCCCAAUGCUUUAGAGUCGAACACAAGUGAGAUUAUUGCCUCGGCUAUAGGACAGGAUAUAGGAAACUGAUCCUUAUUGGGUGAGGGAGGAGGUUUAUUAGGCAAGACAGCUAGAGUAGAGAAAGCCUCUGCCAUCCAGCUGAGGAAAUUUCCCAUCCUGGCUACACUGGAGAAUUAUUGUAUUUCUAAGCAUGUUCAUGGUCUCUUCUGGGAUAAUGUGGAAAGAAGAGAAAGAAACAGCCCCUCUAAUAGUAUCUCCACAAAACUUCUAAAAGAGAAACAGUAUCUGGGAGAAAAAAAGAUUAAAGUGAAUCAUGCAUCAAAAUAACAGAAAUCUUUUAUUGAAAGCCACUUUAUUGAUGCUACAAUGAGAGUAACAUAGAAAACCAUGGUAUCUUAACUAACUUGAGAAGUGAAUACUAAUAAAAUUGUGCCAGAAAUUUGAACCUCAAAUUACAGUGACCUUUAAAAACAGCAAGAUUUUGUUUACCUACAGUGUAAGAACAAUUUUAUAACUUGAACAGCCAUAAAACAAAUCACACUUGCUCAGGAAAGCAGUUGCCAUGUAUAUUUUAGUUGGUGUGUGUUAGAACCAGGUAAUUUUUAAAAUAGCGUAAGAACCUGAUGUGUGCGGAAUAGCAGAGAGAAUGUAAUGCGACAUGAUGUGAAUCUAUAUACACACGAUUGCCUGGCUACCAGAGGUCAGACUGUGCUGCUGUUUACACUUCCCCAUGAGGCAGCAUCCGCUGUGGAUGGGACAUCACCCCUUGAAGAUUAACAGAGGUGGAAAAUCACUAGCGCAGACAUACACCAAGUGACAUAUAAACAGCUAUGUUGAAGUAGAACAUCCAGUUUCUGAAAUACGUUGUCUUUUUGAGAUGAUGCUAGUUUUGAGGAGAAAAGUCUCUUCCAGCAAGUUAAAAAGAGUACAUACUUAGUUAUCAUGAAUAAACCUUUUGUUGAAUAUUUUUGCAGUUACUGUAAAAAAAAAAAGUUUUUCCAUAUAAAACAAAGAUAUUGGGUCAUUUUUAUUCAUUAAAAAGACUAGUAGAAUCACAUUUUGUGCUGGAUUAGAAACAAAAGUGGGGUUUCUUAAUCAGGCAGUGAUACAUAGGUGUAAUCUAGCAGGAAAUCUUGUACUAUUACUGAAUGAACAUUAAUUUACAUCAGCACGUUUCUGUAUUUUGUUAUCUGGUAUAACUUAGCACCACUGUUAUUUAAAGAUUUGGGACUAUUUGCAUUAUUUUAGAGCUUUACCCAUCAAAACACUAAUCCACAGCCUGAAAAUUUGUAAAACAAGAGGCUAAGGCUUAAGGUAUACAUAGAUUUAUAUUAUAUAUAUUUUUUAACUCGAGAGAAAAAUACCCUUUUCCUCAUAAACUCUUUGAAAACAUUGUUGAUGAUUUUUAUGUGCAAUAUGUUAAGACUGCUUGGUCUCAUUGUAUGCCUUCUUGUAGAAAAAGAAAAACAAAAACCAUGCGUGCACACACACAUACAUUUUGCUUUAGUUUUAAUUCUGAUUUCAGUGAUACCUAGGAAGAUGAAAUGGUAAUGCCCCUGACCAAAACCCUGCCAGCCUAUGAGCACCCCCUUGUCUGAUGCAGGUUCUCUGAACACUGCAAAAGGGACACACCAGGAGGAGGGGCCACCGCCACCAGGGGCUAGACCGUGACAUAGAGAUCCAACACUCAGUAAAACUGCAAAACACGCAAGUCUGUCAUAGGCAUCUAGACCCUUUUCCACCACAUCCCCAGUGGUGAAACUGUGCUCUUCAUGCACACCUGGCUUUUGGGCUCUGUGUGUGGAUCUCCAUUCUGCUCCUAUGCCAGGACUAAAUGCCCCAUCACUUCCCAAUGCUUGUUGCUUCUUCCUUCUCCCCAACCUAAAACUCACAGCCUCAGGAGCAAUCUCUCAGUGACUUCCAACUUUAUGUAAUCCAUGUGCAAGUGCUAACGGGAAAAGACCAAAGGUGCCUCCCACUCCUAUUCUGCACCCCUAGAGUUCUCUCUUCCAAGUGCUCAUUUAACCAGAGAAGGGACUGAUCUCCAUCGGUGGUGGAAGUUCCUAGUUAGGAGGAAAAGGAACACAACUGUUCAAGGACCACCUACUUUGGAACUAGGAAGGGUAUGGAAUCAUCCCUCAACCCCACAUUGUGGAUGCUUGCUGGAUAUAAAGGAUGAAAACAGGAACUAGACAAAGUUUUUGCUUUUGAUGGUUUAUUUUGAUUUUCUGGCUAUAAACUGAAUCAGAAGAUGCACUAUUUUGGUGAUUCUAACAAAGCUAGAAUGAAAUGUGAAUAAAACUAUUCUUUGUUUCCUAAGGUCUGCUGCAUCAUUGCUUGCUCUGCAUGUACAGGUAAUAGAAAAGCUCCACCUGAAACUAAAAGCACCUUCCCCUAGGACAUACCCUACGAGCAUGCACCCACUGUUCCCAGCAGGGGUGUUUUAACAGCAAGGGUGCUAACACAUAGCUGGGAAUGGGCUGUUGCUUCUCAGCCAAUUUUCACACACACGGUAGCGAAUGGCUGAGCACCCACAAUACGAUAAAAUGGAAGCUGUUUACUAGUCUUUAGCUCUAUCCUGCAGGGAGAAAACUUGCUACCAAGAUCAUAGUCAUCUUAUCCAAUCAAUAUCUCAGAGUGGGGAAAAGAGUUUGAGCAACAAAUCAAGUCUUGUUCCAUAGAAAUGUUUGCCUCUUACCUAUCUUAAGCUAGUAGAGUGAGAAUGUGAAAUUCAUCUUGACUCCAUGCAUUUGAAACAAACAAACAAAAAAACAGUUUGGGCAGCAAUUUUAGAAGAAAACAUAAAAAUGAAAGAAAAAAAGGUAAUCCAGAGUAUAAAAACUAGACAUUAUGCUGCAAAUGGUGGUCAGAGCCUUUAGAGCCUUUCAUAGAAAAUUCAUACCAACUUGCCAACUGGUAGGAUAAGAUUUACAAUCUGCUGCCCCCAUGGGGAGUCCAGCAGGCAGUGGAGGUGCCUAAUCAAGCUGAAGCUGUAGCUGUCUUGCCUCCCUUCAUUCCUGCCAGUUCCAAGCCUGGUUCUCCCUUUCCACUUACUCUGUAAGCUACCCAGUAUUCUUCUAAUAUAUUCCCUUUCCUUUAAGUAAAAUAAAGGAAAAGAAAAUACCCUUUUAAGGUAUUUAUUUUAAGGUAAAAUAAAAUACCCUGUUAAGGAUUUAUUAUCAUGUUGAAUAACACAAGGAAAUAUUUAAAGAACUAACAGAUAAGGUUAAAAUAGACCAGACAAUAGGAAAUAAACAAUGCAUGAAAUGAAUAAAUGAACAAAUUUGAUUUUGAAAUACUGAAGAGGUGGUCUGAAAUACCAUAUUCCCUCUGGCCCAAAGGUAACUGUGAAAAGUAAAGAACAAAAUCCAAAAAAGGUAGAAGGUAAAACAGCCCCAAGCGAUUUGGGAUAAUGGACAGGAUUAAAUUACGCAAAUCUGCAAGGGAAUCUACAAAAAGUAAUGUGCCUGUUAAUGGGAUUCAAACAUAGAUAGUCCUUCCAGAAUAUCUAAUUUUAUCUUUUCAGGAACUUCUUUUAGAAAUCCUCUCAAUCUUAUGUCCAGAAAUUCAGUGUUGGGUUGACUUUAUGUGCAAACACAACUUGAAAGCCUUUCUUCUAAUGCAAGUAAAAAAAAAGUGAGAGAAACUGUCACUUCAUUUAAAUAAAGCACCCGUUUUAAACUGAAAAGUAUAUUGGCACUUGAAAUCUACAUUUGCUUUACACAUUUUUUUUUUUUUUUUUAAGGAACAGCUCCAAGGAGAGGUUGUUCCUAAUUGAAGCACUGGAUAUCUUUAAAAAAUAUAGCAACUACAGCAAAUUGAAAGCACUUAUUAUGCUGUACUGUUUCACAAGCACAGAUUCAUUCCUUUCCAGACUGUACAUGAUCUGGGGAUCUAUUUUCUAGAUUGGAGACCCCAGAGGAGCAUGCUACUUCCUGUCUGAACAAAGUGUGGCUCAAUGCAGAGACCGGGUCACUCCAUUUCUUAAGGGCCCCUGCCACCCCUCCAUUUUGACUCCCUUAGUGGAGGGACUGGAAACAUUCCUUUACAUCAGGGUUUACUGCAUUAUAUUGACUACGGAUAAAUGGAACAUCUCAGGCAGUAGGACAGUCAAUCAAUCAGAAGUAUCUAUGUGCAAAAAUUUAAAAAUGGGGGGAAAGGCAUACAAUGGAACAUAACUGGUUUCCUCUGCUUAAUGUCAUAAUUCUAUAGUGGUUUGGGGGGAUACGUGUUUCUUAGUUCCAUGAUACAAAUUGCUAUUUAGCCUCAAAAUUUCUCUCCAAAUUAAAUAUUUACAAAAAUAAUUGUGUUUAUUAUAUUUAUUUAUAUUAUGGCUUAUAUUUAGUGCCAUGGGUCCAUUCUCUGCCUCAGUGCAUGAAAAAUCAGAGAUAUUUCCUAUAAUGCAUCCAGAACACCAACCAUGAGUACACACAUCUAGUGAGCCUACAAACCUGUCAAAGAAUUCUGCAAAUGGCUCUAAGAAUGUUUAAACAUGGAAGACAGAGUGGAUACCCAGAAUAGAACAUUAAAGUUACAGUUCUUCUAAGAUCAUAGUGUCUCUGUAAAUGAAAUAAAAAAUAAAACAGAAAGACUUCUCAUUCCAUUUUUGACCAAAGAGGAUGUCUACAAACUACAUACCUCUAGAGCAAUCAUGUCUCCCAAAAGACACAGGUUAAUGAUUUUUAUUUGAAAUAAUAAUUUUCACUUAAAAAUAAUUAAGAAGAUAAAGGGCAGGGUGGGGUAGGCAGAGAAGGAGGUCUGUUGGCUCCUUACUAGCCAUUUGUGAAUUCUUUCAACUUGGGAGUUGUGCCCUAGGAAGCAAGACUAGAAAGCAUAUUUACAUGAGUACUUUACAUUCAAAUCUAUAAACUCUUUUAUAGUCAAAAUAAACCUUAUAACAUUAGCCUUUUAUACACUCAAUACCAGAAAACAUUCAGUGCACAUUAAAGUGAUGUUGGUCAAAACCCGCUUUAUUUGCUGCAUCUUUAAAUCUGUCUGCCCUCCCCUUCUUGACUUGAGCCAUGAUCCAUGUGCUCAGCCAAACCUCUGUCUGAUGGGUCUAUUUUAUUGUGCUCUCAGUAAUCACGUCCCUUCUUGUCAUGAAAAAUGCUGUUUACAGAGUAUAUUUUUAGAUGAUUAAAUUACUUUUCAAGAUGUUCUCAAAGACUUUCAGAAGAGAGGUCCUUUACAGGAAAAAACAAAACAAAACACAACACAGAGUAUAAAACCUUGCCUUCUAACUUGACCCUUCAAUUUGGGCAUCAUUUCAUGGAGAUGAAAUGGAUUUUGCCUAUGGACACUACUGGGAGAAAUCAAAUUUAGAGGGUCUUUCUGAAAUCUUGACUGCAGAUUGCAUUCAUCUCAAGAAAAAGGAGAAAGAAUGACGAAAUUCAGAAGUUCACAUACAGAGCAUGUGAUUGAUCUAUUGAUUUCCAAGCUCACUUUCUUUUGGAAUGACAGAGUGGCAUUAUAACCACCAUCAAACUUUUUUGGUUUUGAAGGAGGAGCUUUUAACAUAGAAUUCUCAUUUUUCUAUGGGUUGAAAAAAUAGGGCUCAAAACAUCAGAUUCUUUCCCUUGUCAGCUGUUUGUGUAACUUCACAGUUGCUGUGCACUUGUGGCUUUAGUUUUAUUUAACUCUUUAUGACCCGUUGAGGCUUUCCCUCCCAGCUGGUAAGAGCCUUUCAUCAACCUGCUUCAGCAUCAGUGCAGAAUGACCUAUUGGGACUCCUUAGGUCCUACUGAUGAUAAAUACACUUAAUAAACAGUGUAAAAGUUGUUUUUCUUAAAAGUCUUUCAUUUCACAGAUAAGGGUGACUAAAAAGUUUUGCUAAGGAACAAACUUCAGGCCACUAACGGCUGGAGUAAUGGCAAGUUAGAAGCUUCCGAUUCACCAGCAGCCAGUGGUCUGAUGUGUCUUUGGUGCACUUGUUUCUCUCAGCAGGACAGCCUGUGAUGGGCUCACAAGCCUCCAAGGCGAGACUGGCGGGUAUGUUCUGGUACUGAAAGAUCACAGCUGCUGAGGUGGGCACUGUACGUCACCAGAAGGAAAGUGGACAGGCUGGAUGCUUCUCAGGGGCCAGCCAUCAGCAGCAGUGUCUCAAGGCCAGACAGCAGCUGCACUACUCGACCCUUGCUCUAGGAAAGCACAGAGACCAAGAAUUUCGCUGGGCAUUUUGUUUUCUUGUUCAAUUAAUUACUCAAUAAACUCCCUCCAGACCAUUCACAAUUUAAAGGGAUAUCAUUUGUUUUGGAUAAAUAACAGUUAUGGAGAGACAAAUUUGCUGUAUUGAUACUGUAUUUACAUCAUCUGCUUAAUAAUCCCUAAAGACCAUUUGAUGGAUGACAAUGAUAUGACUGUAACUGACUGUUUUUAGGCAUUUGGCAAAAUACAUUUGUGUGUAACAGCUGUUUUUUUUUUUUUAAUUUUAAAAAUGUUUACAUAUGUACAAUUGUCCUUGUAUAUAUACUGAUAUAAAUAUGAAAAGUAAAAAACAAAAGAAAAAUACAUGUUUAAUGUUAGUAUAUGGAAUACUGGCCUCUCAAAGCUUAAAAGUCCUGCAGAAAAAUUCUAUAUGCCUUAGCCCUGCAUGCUAGUUUCUAUUACGGGAUGUUGUUUCCUUAAAUGUGGAAAACAAUGAACAGAAGCUUCAUGCACAUAGCAUUACUGUCUACAAUGGGAAUGUGCUUCAGAAUGCCAAGUUCUGAAUCCACCACUGUCCCUUAGGAAACUUGCUAUGUUUGGGUCAUGUGAGUUGGUUUUUGUGAUAUUUCUACAUGUAUCUAUCAUGCGGAUUAUCCAAUAACAUACCAGUCCCUUUACUGUUCCUUGUAUGGAGUAGCAUUUCAGUGGUUCUUUUCAGGGUUCAGUUACAUCCUAAGCCAAUGACAAAAAUAAAAUGGUAUCCAGAUUUGAGAAUCGGCUUCCUCUUCUCCAUGGCAUCUCAGAGGGUUUUUGUAUUGUCUGAAGAGCAGAUAGAUUUGCAGUGAUUCCGUGAGGCUGGGUUUCCAUAAAAGUUGAAGUAAACAGUUUCGAUGUGUCACAUGUAAACAAUUGUUCUUAAAUGGAUGUCUCCCAUAGCUGCACAACAGAGAACAAAAAAAUGUACAUUGUGAAACCGGGAAACAAACAUAUUCUGAGCCAUGAAGAUGAAAAAAAUUUAGUUGAUCCCCUCCAUGCAUUUAUGAUUGUGGAUACAUACUCUUGCUAGUAAAUAAACACUCUCUUUUUAAUUCUC